Messenger RNA from Kluyveromyces lactis, 867 nucleotides. RefSeq names its product Per33p (gene PER33). The transcript has a single exon. The record is from RefSeq and is a predicted model, not a curated record. Bases 1 to 867 code for a protein of 288 amino acids. Gene Ontology annotation, cellular component: endoplasmic reticulum. Lineage: Eukaryota; Fungi; Ascomycota; Saccharomycetes; Saccharomycetales; Saccharomycetaceae. Gene Ontology annotation, biological process: membrane organization; endoplasmic reticulum tubular network organization.
AUGUCUGAGGGAAGUGGCAAUGGCAGUGGUAAUCGUUAUUCCAAUGCUGCCGGUCAAAAUGGAGGCAACAGGCCUGCUCAGAGACCUGUAGCCCCUCUGAGUGCUGUGUUCCGUACGAAGUUGAAACAGCCUCAGUUCUAUUGGUUCCUUGGUCACACGUUAUGCUUAUACUAUUAUAUCCAAUAUAUGCUCUCAUUCCGAGAACAAAGUGUAAAGACAAAUUACAGGAAGAUCAUGCUAUACACAGUGAUCAGUUAUGGGAUUGUGCUUCACCAAUAUGUGAAAUCAAAACAGUUAAGAUUCCAGUGGUCGAAUUUAAAACAGCAGAUCAGACAGUUGGAUAACCUACAAUAUUUUACACUUUCCAUUGUUCUUUUGAUAUGUUCUCUAUCAGGAGGGAAAACUUUAACUCAAACUGAAUCAUCUAUGGUUAUAUACUCUUUGUUCCAUGCAUUGAAUUAUUUCAAAGAGAAUGUAUUGCCAUUCAUUCCAAUGAACCCCAUGUUAAAAGGUUCAUUGUCAAAUAAAAUCUCGUAUUUCAUCACCAAUUUCAACGGGUCUUUCUUCCAUGCUGCAGUGAUGUCAGAACUUGUAACGAUGUGCAAAGUGUGUCUCAUGCUGCCCAUACAGUUAAUCUCUGUGCUUAUCACAUUCAAUGCCAAGAGUUUAUUCACACUUCUAUCAAUCUGGGCAUACGCUAUAUUCUUUAAGUUAAGAUACAAUCAAAGUGAACAAAUGAGGUUGCUAUGUAACCAGAACCAAAUGAUGAUUGAAAACUUCAUCUCAACUCGUUUGCCUAUGUUCAUGGACAAAUGGUUAGGCAUUAAACAUUUGGCUAAAGUCUUCUUUGAUAGAAUCCUUGCUUGA